GAGCGCGAUGGCCUGCCGUGAUACGUGCUCGCCUGCUGGGCACGGGGGCGGUGCACGUGUGCCCCCUCGCCGGAGCUCACGUGUCCACCUUGACUUGACCUCUACGUGUGCCCCCCCAAAUCCGGAGCUUUCCGCUUCGUUCCGCCUGUCUCCUCACCAGAUCACUGCUACAGUACUAUCUGCCUGUCUGUCUUACCUCUUGGGGAAACGAGCCGGAGAUCAAACUUCCCUUCUCCAGCUCCGUCCAUCGUCGGCUCGCCGCAUGAGAUCGAGCGCCGCUCCAGCUCACCUCAUCUCCUCGUUCAUGGUUAUCUUCUGCACUGUGCGUUGAAUUCAGAGAGAACCUUGCGCUAGCUUAGCUACUCGACGACAGAGGCGCCGCCAUGGCUCGUUCUGGCGCACGGUAACUAGCAGCCAGGAAAAAAAAAAGGAGUCAUGGUGGUGACCUGGGGUUGCUGUUUCUUGCUUGGGGCCUGCGCGCGCGCGCUCCGUCGGCUGCUCCAGCUCCCCGCGCUCCUCUGCUGCGAGGCCAUGGUGUGGGCGCUAAGCUUCCUAGCCUUCCCGCUCCGGAUGCUCACCGCCGUCGACAGAGAAACAAAGUUGGGCGGGCUGAUUGGGGAGAUGCAGGCCCAGAUGGACGACCUGGUGUGGGUUAACAGGGAGCUGGAGGAGAAGCUGCAGGGGGCGCUCAGGGAGCAGGAGGCCAUGGACGCGCUUCUUGACGAGAUGGAGGACGAGAACGAGGACGCCUUUGCCAGGAUCCAUGCCCUCGAGACCCAGGUACACCAGCUCAAGGUGCUGAGGCAGGAGAACAUGCGGCUGAACGAGCACAAGGGGAAGUCCAUGUGGGACAAGCCGCCGCCGCCGCCGGCAGCUCGUCAUGGCAGCGGCAAGCCAUCGGAGCCUGAGAAGAGAUCGACGAGGAGCCCGCGGGGAGAGGAAGAAGCCGUGGCGGCGACACAGGAGGAUGCCAACGCCACCGCCGACCCCGCUUCGGUCCUGGCUCUGACGAGCGCACCGGCCACGGGCGACGAGCAGCAGGCGGCGAAAGUGGCCGCGCGUCGCCGGAGCCUGUUCAGCCUGGGCAUGUCGCUGGCGGUGGGCGCGGUGGCGUGGUCGGCGGACGCGCCGUGCCUGCCGCUGCUGGCGGGGCUCUUCGCCGUGGUGGGCGUGUCCAUGCGCACCGUGUCGCGGUGCUGCGCCGCGCUGCGCAGGGGCGGGCCCGCCGCCGACGCCGUGGCGCUGCUCGGCCUCAACUGGUUCCUCCUCGGCGUGCUCACCUCGCCCAUGCUGCCCGGCGUCGCGCACGCCGUCGUCCCGCGCGCCGGCCGCGUCCUCGGCCCUGCGCUCGCGUGGCUCGCCGCCGCGGCGCCCGCCUGACGACCAGAGCGGCAGCAGCAUGCCGUGCCGUGCCAUGCCAUGACGCCCGUUCUAUUGUUGUUGAGAUAGAUACUGGUUUCUGUACGCUGUGCCUCCCUCUAACGUGUUACACGUUCUAUGUACAACAGUGUGGUUUACCCGAGUUACCUUGCCGUUUUUACUCAUCGGCAUCAUCAUGAACUGAACACGAAGCUAGCUGCCAUUAAUGUAGUAACUAACAUUUGUUCCCAGUACAUUUCACAACUUAAUUUUUCUAACGGAGACACCUGGGUUCUCUGAAUUAGCGAACCACAAGAGAGUGACUGUCAGACAAACGGGAGGGACUCUGCUAUUGUAGGAAUAACUGCCAUUUCUCAUAUGAACAUGUCUCCGUAUCUGGUAGUAUGAUUAUACAUGCUUUGACAGAGUGACAUCCGCUGAAUCUUUACAUGAAAGGGUGAGAAA
Molecule: messenger RNA, 1824 nt
Organism: Panicum virgatum (switchgrass)
Lineage: Eukaryota; Viridiplantae; Streptophyta; Magnoliopsida; Poales; Poaceae
Exons: 3
Coding region: 436-1380 (314 amino acids)
Source: RefSeq, a predicted model, not a curated record